Molecule: messenger RNA, 4668 nt
Organism: Stegostoma tigrinum
Lineage: Eukaryota; Metazoa; Chordata; Chondrichthyes; Orectolobiformes; Stegostomatidae
Gene: atp8b1
Product: ATPase phospholipid transporting 8B1
Exons: 28
Coding region: 271-4020 (1249 amino acids)
Biological process (GO): phospholipid translocation; Golgi organization
Cellular component (GO): plasma membrane
Molecular function (GO): ATPase-coupled intramembrane lipid carrier activity; ATP binding; magnesium ion binding
Source: RefSeq, a predicted model, not a curated record
UAGGAAGUGUUGUUACUUCUGUUUCCUUGGUCAAAAGAUGUCAUAAAUGUUUGUUUUUGCAUUGAAGGUGGGAAGGUGUCGGGGGGGAAAUGGGAGAGAGAGACAAAGUUGAAGAACUUGUUUGACAAGGUGAUUGUAUGAAAAGAAUCCAUUAUUGCUGAAAGCCAAUCUUUCAGGUGGAGCACCGAAACAGAGAGGACAUAUUUAACUUGUUAGGAACUCUGGUAUCUUUGAAAGAACCUGAAGUCAGAAUCAGAAACCUGUAGGGUGAUGAGUACUGACAGAAUCUCCAGCCUUGAUGAUGAUGAUGACAGGAGAUUUGAUGAUGUGGUGCCAUAUAGUGAUGAUGAGACGGACAAUGAAUUAGAUAGUUCUACUGAAAGGUUGGACGAUACAGAGCAAAACUGCAUCAACCAACAGACCGAGGAGAGAUGGCAACCAAAAAGUGAAUACACGUGGAAAGUCAAAGCAAAUGACAGAAACUUUAACAAUCAAUUCACAAUUACAAAGUAUGGUUGCAUUAAAACCAGCAAAUAUUCAGGGAAUGCAAUCCGGACGUACAAGUACAAUGUUUUUACAUUUUUACCACGUAACCUGAUGGAACAAUUUAAAAGAGCAGCCAACGCCUACUUUUUGAUUCUUCUCAUUCUUCAAGCCAUUCCUCAGAUCUCAACCUUGGCGUGGUACACUACAUUGGUGCCUUUAGUGGUGGUGCUGGGAAUAACAGCAGUAAAGGAUCUUGUUGACGAUAUUGCAAGACACAAGAUGGACAGAAUUGUUAAUAGUCGGAAAUGUGAAGUCCUGCAGGAUGGCAGGUUUAAAACAACAAAGUGGAAGGACAUAGAAGUUGGAGAUAUUGUACGCCUAUGCAAAGAUGAUUUUAUUCCAGCUGAUAUACUACUGUUGUCCAGUUCAGAACCCAACAGUCUUUGUUACGUGGAAACAGCUGAACUAGAUGGAGAAACUAACCUGAAGUUUAAAAUGUCAUUAGAAGUUACAGACAGACUGCUGAAGAAAGAAAAGGAUCUGGAAUCUUUUGAUGGUUUAAUAGAAUGUGAAGAGCCAAACAAUCGGCUGGACAAAUUUACUGGGACCUUGUACUGGAGAAACCAGAGUUAUCCUCUUGAUGUGAACACAAUCCUGCUGCGUGGCUGCACUGUCCGCAAUACAGAGAUUACCCAUGGAAUUGUCAUAUUUGCAGGUGCUGACACCAAAAUUAUGAGGAAUGGUGGAAAAACAAACUUCAAAAGAACCAAAAUUGACCAGCUCAUGAAUUACAUAGUUUAUCUGAUCUUUCUGUUCCUCAUUCUUCUGUCAGCUGGUCUUGCUAUUGGGCACACAUUCUGGGAAAGUGAAAUUGGCAAUGCCACCCGAUCCUGGUACCUUUAUGAUGGUGAAGACGAUCCACCUUCCUACAGAGGUUUCCUUGCCUUCUGGGGUUAUAUCAUUGUUAUGAACACUCUAGUCCCCAUAUCACUUUAUGUAAGUGUUGAAGUGAUUCGCAUGGGUCAAAGCUACUUCAUUAACUGGGAUCUCCAAAUGUAUUAUGCUGAAAAGGACACUCCAGCCAAAGCACGCACAACAACGCUGACUGAGCAGCUUGGACAGAUAGAGUACAUCUUCUCUGACAAGACAGGAACUCUUACACAGAAUAUCAUGGCAUUUAAGAAGUGCAGCAUCGGUGGCACUACAUAUGGCGAGUUAUGUAAUGCUGCAGGAGACAGGACAGACAGAGUAGAGCUUGUUGACUUCAGCUGGAACAGCUAUGCAGAUGGGAACCUCAAAUUUUAUGACCAUUACUUACCUCAACUUAUUCGCUCAGGAAAAGAACCUGCAACACGGGAAUUUUUUAAAAUUCUUGCACUCUGUCAUACUGUGAUGGUGGAAGAUAAUAGUGGACAAAUUGUAUAUCAAGCAGCCUCUCCAGAUGAAGGAGCCCUCGUUACUGCAGCCAGGAAUUUUGGGUUUGUCUUUCUUUCACGUACUCAGACUGCCAUCACAAUAAGUGAACUUGACGUAACAAGGACCUAUCAAGUGCUCUCCAUUUUAGACUUCGACAGUGACCGGAAACGAAUGUCCAUCAUUUUGAGGACACCAGAGGGUCAAAUCAAACUCUAUUGUAAAGGUGCUGAUGUUGUGAUAUAUGAGAGAUUAGAUCCCAACAGUCUUAAUCGUGAGACUACUGAAGAAGCUUUAACGGAAUUUGCAGAUGAUACACUCAGAACUUUGUGUCUGGCAUACAAGGAUAUUAGUGAAGCAGAGUUUGCAGCAUGGAAUAAAAGAUUUCAAGCAGCCAGUGUUUCCACAAACAACCGUGAUGAAGCACUUAGCAGAGUCUACGAAGAAAUUGAAACAAAUUUGUUGCUUGUUGGAGCAACUGCUAUAGAGGAUAAACUGCAGGAUGGUGUUUCAGAGACAAUUGAAACCCUUAAAAAAGGUGAUAUUAAAAUCUGGGUAUUAACAGGGGACAAAAAAGAAACUGCUGAAAACAUUGGCUUUUCCUGCAAUUUACUGACCAAUGACAUGACUAUUUAUGAUGGAGAAGCUAUCAAUGACAUGUUAAACACCAUGCAAAAAAACAGGGCAAACGUGGCAGAAGGACAAACAAACGUAAGCACUUAUGAGAACAACAUCUUCCCUCAAGAUGUAAAACCCGCAAUGAUCAUUACUGGUUCCUGGUUGAAUGAAAUUCUCAGAGAGAAGAAAAGAAGGAAAAACAAAUGGUUUCGGCGGCCAAAAACAGAGGAUGAGAAGAAGAUGCAGAUGGAAAAAGAUCAGAAAGAUGAAGCUGCCAAAGAAAAGCGACAGAAAGACUUUGUGGAUUUAGCCUGCCUGUGCACUGCUGUGGUCUGCUGUCGUGUAACCCCUAAACAGAAAGCCAUGGUGGUGAACUUGGUUAAAAAAUACAAGAAAGCCAUUACCCUGGCAAUUGGAGAUGGUGCUAAUGAUGUUAACAUGAUUAAAACUGCUCAUAUUGGUGUGGGAAUCAGUGGCCAGGAAGGCAUGCAGGCUGUCAUGUCGAGUGACUAUGCUUUUGGGCAGUUUCGUUUUCUGAAGCGAUUACUCCUGGUGCAUGGGAGAUGGUCGUACAUCCGAAUGUGCAAGUUUUUAACGUACUUCUUCUACAAAAACUUUGCCUUUACACUAGUUCAUUUUUGGUACUCCUUUUUCAAUGGAUUUUCUGCACAGACUGCAUACGAGAAUUGGUUUAUCACACUGUACAAUGUUCUGUACAGCAGUCUUCCAGUAUUGGUCGUUGGAGUGCUUGAUCAGGAUGUCACCGAUAAACUGAGUCUUAGGUUUCCAGCUCUUUAUAUACCUGGGCAGAAAGGUUCUUACUUCAAUUUUAAGAAGUUUUUUCUCAGCUUGCUUCAUGGCAUUAUUGUCUCCCUCAUCAUUUUCUUCAUACCUUAUGGAGCAUUCCUUCAAACAAUGGGACAGGAUGGUGAGGCACCGACAGAUUACCAGUCGUUUGCAGUCACUACGGCCUCAUCUCUCACCAUUACUGUAAAUUUUCAGAUUGCUCUAGACACCUCUUACUGGACGUUUGUCAAUGCCUUUUCAGUCUUCGGAAGUAUUGUUCUAUAUUUUGCAAUCAUGUUUGACCUUCACAGUGCUGGAAUUCACAUCCUGUUUCCAUCAGUUUUUACCUUUACUGGUGCUGCUCCCAAUGCUCUUCGACAGCCAUACCUUUGGCUAACAAUCAUAUUAACUGUGGCAGUCAGUCUCCUUCCUGUUGUUGCUGUUCGUUUCCUGAUUCAGGUUGUCAACCCUUCAGAGACUGACAAAAUUCAAAUGAACCGCAAAAUGUACGAGAUUGAAUUGCGACCUAAACGAAGUAGACCAAGGUCUUUCCAACGGAAUGCAUCUGUUCGUCGAUCAGGUUAUGCAUUUUCACAUCAGCAAGGAUAUGCUGACCUCAUUUCUUCAGGUCGCAGUAUCCGAAAGAAAGGAAUACGCUCUGAGCCAGGUGUCAGCAAAAGUAGGACAUAUGAAACAGCGGGUGCAAAUGCAAGCUGAAACCAUCAAUGUUCUGUUGCCUCAUUAAGACUUUCUUUGUAUUUAUAAACAGCUUGACAGAGAAAUCUUGAUUUAUAAAAAUAUAUAACUCUCAGGAUAAAUUGGAGGAAGAUUGGAACGUGUUUCCUCACGUGUACACUGCGAGAUAUAGAAUCCUUCCAAUUUGCACACAUCUGAGGACUGUUUGGUUUUUUCAGGAGCCAACCAUCAUUUAAUUUAAACCUGAAGGUGGAAUGACUUGCUUUACCAGCGCUGUCCCUCACUUAACUAUGGUGCAAUUAAGGCUUUUGUCCACAGAACUGCAAUAAAGAAAAGUGAAUUUUGUUUUAUUGACUUGCAGUGAAUACCUGAACAGUUGAGGUGUUUUUAAUGUUUACAUUGAAGAUUUACAUUAAUCAAUUUUUAUUAGCUUUUGAGAAUAUUAAAAUGUUGUUUCCUUUUAUUUGAUACUUUACAAAAUAUGAAAACAUUCUUUCCCUUUUAUAUUUUCUGCGAUAUUAUCCAGGCUUUUAAAUAUACAUUCCAAAAAAGAGCAUUACGAAUGUGCACUGCCAUUUUUAUGUUCAGAUCUGACGUUCUUAAAUAUAUUUUUUUCAAAAGUAAUUGGAGACUUAGCUUAAAUUUUUUUGCAAACCUUUUAAAAUGAUU